GAACAAGUGACAAUUCCACAUGACAAACCAUGUAUAUUUCUAGAAGGUGAAGGCAGAAAAUCGACGAUCAUUACAUACAAUGGUCACAGUCAAACAGAUAAAAGUGCAACUUUCUCUUCUUACCCACCAAACGUUAUUGGCAAGGGCAUCACCUUCCAGAAUUCUUAUAACCUCGGAAUGAGUAUACCCGCCGGGGUAGUGCCGGCCCUAGCCGCUAGAGUCUACGGCGACAAGUCGGCCUUCUACGACUGCGGGUUCGUCGGCGUCCAAGACACAUUAUGGGACGCCGCCGGCCGCCAUUACUUCUCCAAUUGCUACGUCGAAGGAGCCGUCGAUUUCAUUUUCGGGAGAGGCCAAUCUUUCUACGAGACAUGCAAUUGCACGCAGAACGCAGAGAUAAAAGUGACGGGAGGAGGGUUCAUCACGGCGCAAGGCAGGGAGAACGCCAACGACCCGAGCGGGUUCGUGUUCUCCGGCGGCCGGGUGGAAGACGGCGCCCCCGGCGUCCACACUCUCCUUGGGCGAGCUUACCGGAAGUACUCGAGGGUCAUCUUUCAGUCCACCUAUCUGUCCGACGCCGUCGACCCUCGUGGAUGGGACGCUUGGCAUUACGCCGGGCAAAAUUUCGUCUACGUCGAGGCGGACUGUAGAGGGCCGGGAGCAGACAAAUCAAAGCGAGUUCCAUGGGAGAAGAAGUUGGACCCGCGUGAUCCUUCCCUCUUGAGGCAGUUCUCCAAGGAGGUGUUUGUGGACCAAGAUGGUUGGAUUGCCAACCAACCCACCUCCUAA
Messenger RNA from Linum tenue, 789 nucleotides. Lineage: Eukaryota; Viridiplantae; Streptophyta; Magnoliopsida; Malpighiales; Linaceae. The record is from the annotation of a GenBank genome assembly.